UUACAAGAAAUGUCAGUAAAACUAAAACAAACAAAAACACAUUCUACCAUCAACAAUACUCUAUGUUGUUAUUGUAAUGUAUUUAAAAUGACGCUUACUUUCUCAGUUUUAAAAAAAUAUAAUAUAAUAAUUAAUGGUUAUUACUACGUACUUGUUUAAUCAAUGCGUUUUUAAAACAACCUAUAAACUAUAACCUACCCACCCUAAAGAGGUGGAAUUUAGUUACUGGAUUACCAUAGAAACAAUGAAAAGGAAGUCUUGUUUGAUUGAAACUAUCGAUAAUUUCGUUGUUACGGAAAAAAACGUAAGAAAAAACUCUGUAGCUAAUUUAAAAAUGCAUAGAAAUACUAUUUGGUAUCACACAUUACUCGGGGCUGAGAAGUCAUGUCUCAAAGAAGAGAAGAUCAAAAAAAUUCAUUACAAAUUCGAAGACAAUAGGGAGAUGGUAGAAGAAUAUAACGUUGAUACUCAAGUUCUACUGCGCAGGGCUUGGAAAGUAAAGGGAAAGCUAGGAGGAGAGGGUAAAUGGGAGGUGGAAAUUGGAGAUCCUUUGCCUGAUAUGAUGGUUAACACUGAUUCCGCUGAAAUUAUUGAAAGCAAAGAUCAGCCAAUAGUAAGCAGGCGUAAUACAAGAAUCAACUUGGAGUGGAGAAUCAGGAAUUUACCAUAUCCAAUUGGAACAUAUUCUGUUGAAGCCAACAGUGAUGAGAAAUGUAUUAUUGUUAGGACAACAAAUAAGAAGUACUAUAAGAAACUACAAAUUCCAGAGCUAGUACGACUAAAUUUACCUGUAGAACAAGCUAACAUACAAUUCACACACUCAUUUCAUACAUUGAUUAUUACGUACAAAAAGCCACAACAGUUGCUAGACAUGGACAAGGAUUGGAAUGAGGAAUUGAAAAAAGUUAAACCUGUGAAAGAUAUACCCAAUGAAUGCAAAACACAAUAACAUUAUAUUCAUUAAAAUAUGUUUUAUUGAGAGACUUUAUCUUGAUAAUUACAAUACACCAUUUAUUGUUUAAAUAAAUUCCCUUCAUCUUGUUUAA
This is a messenger RNA of Manduca sexta (tobacco hornworm), 1046 nucleotides long. RefSeq names its product protein DPCD. The transcript has 3 exons. The record is from RefSeq and is a predicted model, not a curated record. The coding region runs from base 245 to 949 and encodes 234 amino acids. Lineage: Eukaryota; Metazoa; Arthropoda; Insecta; Lepidoptera; Sphingidae.